AAUGCUUCCACAUAUAAAGCAGCUGUAUUACAGGAGUUUGGACAAGAUCUGGUCAUGCAGGAUUUAAAAAGAAAAGCAAUAAAACAGGGGCAAGUUAGAGUUGCAGUUCACAGCUGCGGUGUUAAUGCCUCUGACCUGCUAAUGAUGGAGAAUAAGUAUGACCAAGAAUUUAAGCUCCCAUUUGUGCCCGGCUUUGAAAUUUGUGGUGAAGUAAUAGAAAUCGGUGAAGGUGUACAGAAUGUGGCCAUAGGUAGUCGUGUCAUUGGAAUCAAUAAGGAAACACUUGGAGGCUUUGCUGAAGAAUGUGUCGUAUCACAGCAGGAUGUGUGGAUGGUUGACCAUGCAGUUGGUUUUGAUACCGGAGCUGCUCUGGUUGAUGCAUAUGCUACUUCCUUGAUUGGAUUACAGCGACGAGCUGGAGUCCAAGAAAACAGUACAGUUCUGAUCACAGCUGCUGCUGGCGGCUUAGGGUUGGCGGCAGUAGACUUGGCUGCAAAUGUUUAUAAAGCUAAGGUUAUUGGUGUCUGUGGGACAGAGGACAAAGCAGAUCUUGUUCGCAAGAAAGGUGCUUGGUCAGCUCUUAAAUACAAUAAGAAGCAUAUUCUGGCAAAGGUAAAUGAAGUGACGAAUGGUAAAGGUGUAGAUAUUAUCUUUGAUGCUGUUGGAGGAGAUGUCUUUAAUGAUUGCUUGCAUUGUGUGGCACACGAAGGUAGUGUCAUAGUUGCAGGGUUUGCCAGUCGUGUUAUCCCCCACAUUGAAACCAGUCAGCUGUUACCCAAGGCCGUCUCCUUGAUAGGACUCUCCCUCACACACUACCGUGAUGCAAACAACACUGUAUACAGAAAUUUUGCGACACCAGGAGACACCUCAGGAUUUGGGGUUGCAACAGUCAGGGGGCUAAUGACAUACUACUACUAUAUAGAAAGCCACUUGUUAUGCAGAGCAUAUCGGGCAAAUUACAUCAAUUUUAUCCCAGGAUGUGACCUACACCAGUCGACUAGCUCACAGACAAGUAGUGGAAGAUGUGAUAGAAAUGCAUGAAAUGGGACUUAUCAAGCCACAUAUAUCUGCCUUAUUUAAGCUGGAGGACUGUAAAUCAGCAUUCACGUUCAUGACAGAAAGGAUGUCUACAGGAAAAGUGGUUCUGGAAAUUCAAUAAAGAAGUCUCUAAAGUUAUGCAGUUUUUGUCUACAUUUUAAUUGGUUUGGAUAAGAAAAUAUUUCUUGAUAAAAUAUGUUGGCUAUGUGAAAUUCUACAAAUGAAGUUGGCUGAAACUGUGUUGAUUGUUGUUCCUUACAUACAUUACCAGUUUUGUCCAUAACAUCCGUGCUUUUGUAGGUGCCACUAACUGGAUCACAGGUAUUGUGACCACUGUAAAAUGACUCUUUGAAUAAAGACUUGAGUAUU
This is a messenger RNA of Cherax quadricarinatus, 1407 nucleotides long. Lineage: Eukaryota; Metazoa; Arthropoda; Malacostraca; Decapoda; Parastacidae. The record is from RefSeq and is a predicted model, not a curated record.